UAAGUCGAUAGAAUCACGGCCCGUUGCACUGUUGGAAAAAGUGUUUUGUGUGUUUUUUGUUGCGUUUUCUUCUUCAUGGCUGAAACAUGCAGAACUCCAAGGCCAAAAUGGAUGAAUUCAAGAGCAAAUUCAUGGACCUGCUGCACAAACAGACGAACCGACAAAUGAAAAUUCCUGCCAUGGGCUUUUCGGAUUACUUCAUCCAAACGGUGACCACAGACACCUCGCCCAGCCAUGAAGCGGAUGCCACGGAUGCGGCCGCCGCUGCGGGACAAGCCAACGCACAAAAGUCCGACCAGGAGAUCUUGGAGAGCAUCGAGCAGUGCUACUACAGCCCCGACAGUAAUCCACAGCUGUACGAGCUCAAGAAAGUUCUCAACGAUGGCAUCGACAACGAGCUCAUCGAGGUCACCAUUGCACAACUGCGCACCCAGCAGAAGGUUCUGACCAAACAGGUUCUGCAGAACAUUUUGGAGCAGCGGAACGCUUGCAGCAGCGAGUUUGCGGCCAUCAACGACACCCAGAAGAAGCUGGAGGAGUCGCUGUGGACGUGCCAGAAGGCGAGAUCCUACCUGAACUUCGCCCGGACCAACCUGACAACCACGAGCCUGGAGAUUUUGGCCAGCUAUCGCAAGCGAGAGGUGCUUAAGGAGGUGUUGGACACCCUAGUGGCCAUCAAGAAGCUGCGCACCACCGAUGUGGAGGUGCAGAAGCUGCUGGCAGACCACAAUUACAGCGCUGCCAUUGCCCUGCUGCUGCAGUGCAAGAGCUCGGCGGAGGCCUACAUGCAGUUCAACUGCGUGCAGUCGCUCUCCAAGAAGCUGCAGGAGACCAUGCUGCUCAUGGAGUUCCAGCUGGACACUGUGCUCAACGAGAUGGUCCUCGGCUUCGAUGGUCGGAAGUAUGCCAAGCUGCAGGAGGCCUACAAGCUGGCCAAUAAGUCGCUGAUGGCCAUGGACCAGCUGCACAUCAACUAUAUCUCGGCUAUACACUCCUCGGUGAACUCGGUGCUGCGGGGAUACAGUGAUCCCGGCCAGGACGACCAGGCCAAGCCGCUCUACGAACAGCUGUGCGAGCAGCUGAGUGUGGAGAAGCUACUGCCCUGCCUGAUCAGCCUGUGCAAGACGUUUUGGACCAUUCUGGCCUCCUACUACCAGGUGGUGAUGUGGCACAACAACUACAAGUUGUAUGGACAGGACGAGGAGGACUCACCGGAUAUGUACAUCCAGCAGAAGCUGAAGAAGGGACAGUCGCGGGUGUGGAACGACAUCCUGACCAAGGUGUGCCUGUUCCUGCAGGCGGCCAAGCUAAAGACGCUCAAGUACGACCAGUUCAUCCAGGUGCUGUCCGUGGUGCAGCGCCUGAAGAAGGUCGGCCUGGAGUUUUGUGGCGAGCAAUCGGAGAAGUUAAUCGAGACGAUGCAGCAGCAGAGCGAGGAGUUCUUCCGGCGCUACCACAUCUGCUGUGUGGAGGAGAUUUGCCUGUUUCUGGACAACGAGUCCUGGACGCAGGUGGACUCGUUUGCGCACAUUCUGCAAUUGCCUGACUUCCGUUCGGUUCGUCACACUCUGAGACGCCACAAAUCCCCCACAACGGCCCUGCUGGCCUCCUCGUCCAACAACUCUCCCAUCAGCAAUAAUAACUGCGACGAGCUAGUGUCCGUGCAUUCCCAGGAUGGCGGCGGUAGCUCAAUAUAUGGUUCCUACGGCUACUUUUUGCGCUUCUCCGAGAAGAGUUCCCCCUUUGAUGGCGGCCUCGAUGCUGCCAUGCUGGAGGAGGACAUUCUCUCGGGCAUUGUGGACGAGGCCUCGUGCUACUUCAGCGAAGAGAGCGACGACGAGCAGAAGAGUCUGCAGAGCAAGGAGUUUGACGACACCAGCAACCAACUGCUGGUUAACAACACCGCCUUGAAUGUGCUGCGCUGCAUUGGGAGAUAUCUGCAGAUGUGCAAGUUGCUGCACUGCAUCUCGCCGAAGAUAGUGGCCAGCAUGCUGGAGCUGAUUGACUUUUAUGCCUACGCCGUGCACGAAAUCUUUGGCAAGGAUGCGCUGGUGGCCACAGAUAAUUUGCAUACACCGCGACUAGAGCAGCGCCUGCGUUCGGUGGAGAUCAAUGUCCUGCCCCAAAUCAAGCUUUGGCCCCUUAAUUUUUCCUCACUGGCCAACAACGAGCUGGCCAACCCUGACACUCUGUAUGGGCUCUCCCAGCGCAUUGUGGCGGUGGAGGCGGGACGCAGCAUGCUUCAGCAGUUUCACAUACUUCAGCAUUAUCUGAAUCAUUUGCUGCCCCUGGCUGAGCGUCCCACAUUGAGCAGCUACCUGGAGUACAGCGAGUAUAUGGCGGAUCUGGCCAAACCCGUUUACACGUGCGUCACGUCGCGCGUCAUUGAUUUGACAGCGAUUCUGGCCCAGAUGGCCAAGGUCAAGUGGGAUGUGAAUCAUGUGAUACACCAGCACAGCAGCUACAGCGAUGUGCUGAACAGGAACAUACAGAGCUUCGCUAUGUGCCUGGAGGAAAUCUCUAAGGAGGUGCCGGUGCCCAGCAAGCCCGUGUGGAAUUCCAUGGCCCAUGUGGCCACCCAUCUGCUGGUGGAGGGGUUCUCCAAUGUGAAGAAAUGCUCGGCGGGCGGACGAGCUCUCAUGCAGCUGGACUUUGCUAACUUUAUGUCGUUCCUCGAGCUAAUCUCGAACCAAAAGUACCCGCAGCACCGCUCCUACGUGGAUGUCUUCAUCAAGACCUUCUACUUUGCGCCCGAGCAGUUUGAGCAGUGGAUCGAGCAGCAGCGCCUGGGCGAUGAGUACUCCACGAAGCAGCUGACCAGCCUGAUUCAGUGCAUCUGUGUCAGCGACAAGCGGACGCGCCAAAGGUUGCUGCAACUCCUAGAUGGCGGUAUAAGCAAUGGCAAUGGCAAUGGCUUAAACAUGUCGCCGCAGAAAAACCAGCCGGAAACCGUUUCCGGCUCGAAUCUAAGCAGCGUUAUCUGAGCUUCUCUUGAAUAUUAUUUUAUAUUAUUUAUUUUGUUAUAACCCGCGGCGGCUAACCCUGUUGUUAGUAGAUCAAUCUCGUGACAUUCUCUCUGUGUAUUUAACAUUCCGUUUAGUGCAAAUUAACCUUGUGUUUAGGCUAAAAGAUAUAUGAUACCUUAGUUUUACGGGCGAUCUCCAUGAUGUACUUUGUUUCGAAAUUUGAAUCUCUCUCCUGGAACCCUUUAUCUCAGUUCUAUUUUCUUCUUUGCUCUCUCAGAUGUGCAACGUGACUUAAGUACCUAGAGAAAGCAGACAAACAUAUAUAUAUAUAUAUAAUUAUAUACACACAAACAACUA
This is a messenger RNA of Drosophila kikkawai, 3323 nucleotides long. It is a transcript of the gene Vps50, whose product is annotated as vacuolar protein sorting 50. Lineage: Eukaryota; Metazoa; Arthropoda; Insecta; Diptera; Drosophilidae. The record is from RefSeq and is a predicted model, not a curated record. Gene Ontology annotation, cellular component: EARP complex. Gene Ontology annotation, molecular function: SNARE binding. Gene Ontology annotation, biological process: retrograde transport, endosome to Golgi; endocytic recycling.